Messenger RNA from Seminavis robusta, 717 nucleotides. The record is from the annotation of a GenBank genome assembly. Lineage: Eukaryota; Bacillariophyta; Bacillariophyceae; Naviculales; Naviculaceae.
AUGCGCAGCUCUACCGAAUGUCUCACCAUGGCAACCCCCGCCUCUCAUGCCAACCUAUCAGUCCGUCGCAGUGCCCUUUUGCGCCGCCGCACUCAGAUGCAGAAAAUGACCUCGUUUCGCCUACCUAAGGAGGCUACUAGUGCUCUACUGCAUUUCCACUCGGAGGACAUGGAUGAACCCGAAAAUGACACAUGUGAAAAAGACGAAGUCAGUGGCUUGAAAAGACGCAAGAUGGCCCUUCAGCGAAACAAGCGGUGCAUGACUUCCUUCCGCCUUCCCAAGGACAAAACUCAAGCCCUGCUAAAAUUCAAUGUAAAAGCUCAGGAACACGCAGGCUCGGAGCAGCAAGAGGAAGAACUUUCCAGUCCCACCAAGACUGCCACCAAUGCCACGAAGAAAAGUCGCCGCUGUCGUCUCCUGCAAACUCACAAGCAAAAGAGCCGCAUGAACUCCUUUCGUCUGCCCAAGGAAACCACCAAGCCAUUGCUCCAGCAAAAGAUAGAAGACCUAGACAGCGGCACUACCCAUGGACGGGAGGACCAAGCUGCAAUGCCAACAACGCAGCUUAUGCGUCAGUCCUCAUUCUCAGCAAGGACUGCAUAGCCAGCUUGUUUACUGCGUGCGUCCAAAAUAGAUUCGAUUCAUCCAUAACAAGUAUAGAAAGAAUAGAAAAGAUAAAGUACACAAAUAGCCCUUAGCCAACGCUCCCUCGGGAAU